This is a messenger RNA of Ahaetulla prasina, 3994 nucleotides long. It is a transcript of the gene SIGMAR1, whose product is annotated as sigma non-opioid intracellular receptor 1. The transcript has 4 exons. Gene Ontology annotation, cellular component: endoplasmic reticulum. The coding region runs from base 10 to 1008 and encodes 332 amino acids. The record is from RefSeq and is a predicted model, not a curated record. NCBI's taxonomy places the organism in Eukaryota, Metazoa, Chordata, Lepidosauria, Squamata, Colubridae.
GCCGUCUCCAUGCCUUCCACUUUCCUGCGAUCACGUGACCGGCGCCACGUGACCUUGAGGGAGGCGGAAGUCUAUGGAGGAAACGCGGUGUCGCCGCCUCGCGCACGAUUGGCGGCCCUAGCGCGUGAAGGGGGCGGAGCCGAUAGCCCCCGCGCUCAUUGGCUCCGUCGGGGGACGUCAGGGCGGCGAUUGGCCGGGGCUUCCAGCGCGCGCGGCGUGUCCUUGGCCGCCUACCCACCCCCACGCCUGAGGCGCGCGGCCUUCUCUCGCGUCCCCUCAGCGGCGGUUUCGGCGGGAAGAGGCGAGAGCGGCGGGAGGAUGCGUUGGCUCCCCGGGCCGGGCUCCGGCUGGGCCGGUCGGGGCCUGCGGUUGGGACUGGUGGUGGCGACGGCGGCGCUGCUGAUCCAGGCGCUGCGCGGCUGGGCCUCCUCGCGGCGCUUCGAGUUCGAGCCUGAGGAGAUCGCGCGCCUGGCCAAGCACCACGCCGGCCUGGACCACGAGCUGGCCUUCGCCAAGAUCAUCGUGGAGCUGCGGCGGAGGCACCCGGGCCACGUGCUGCCGGACGAGGACCUGCGCUGGGUGUUCGUCAACGCCGGCGGCUGGAUGGGCUCCAUGUGCCUCCUGCACGCCUCCCUCUCGGAGUACGUGCUGCUCUUCGGCACCGCCGUCGACACCGGUGGCCACUCAGGUCGCUAUUUGGCUGACAUUUACGACACGGUCAUCUCGGGGACCUUCCGGCAAUGGAAAGAAGGAACGACUAAAAGUGAGAUUUAUUACCCAGGAGACACCGUUGUCCACAGUUCCGGAGAGGCCACCUCCGUGCAGUGGAGCGCCGGCACGUGGAUGGUCGAGUAUGGCCGAGGCUUCAUCCCCUCCACCCUGACCUUUGCCCUCGCUGACACGAUCUUCAGCACUCAGGACUUUCUCACCCUCUUCUACACCCUCCGGGUUUAUGCCAAGGCCCUGGUCUUGGAAGCUAACACGUACUUCAGCAGCACGAGUCAGUGAGUCUGGCCCCCCAUUCCCAGCCAAUGAAAGGGUUGCCCUCUUCCCUGCCUUCCUGUCUCGUGUGCUAGCGAACCUCGUGCAGCUCCCGGGCUUGCACAGUUGGGUGCAUUGCACAUGUGCCAGGAAGCAGAGGUGGCUCCACGUCCUUCUCAGUUGCCCAUCCAUGGAUACCCGAAUGUCCAGCUGUUCACAAGUUGAUGAUUUGGUCUCUUGUGGAGCCGCGCAGAGAAAGAAAAAAAGAAAGUCCCGGGUGCUUUAUGGAAGGAGUGGUGCCCACGGGCAGUGGCAUCGGUGCACAGUUGACCCAAAUAAUGCCAUUUGCAUGGUGGCCUGUAUCUGGUCAUGGUGGCAUUUGCCAGGCGCCUUUGGAAAGAGACAUUGCAUCCUCCUUGCAUGCUUUGAGUAGAGAUGCCUCCUAUAACAUUGUCGCCAAGCUCCGUUGGGCCUUCUCUGCUUUGUUCCAAACGGGCCUCUUCAUCCCCACAAAUUUGAUAGGCAGCUGAGAAAUGAUAGCAGAACUUUUUGGAUUGAGCCCUUAAGCGUAUACAUUUGCACUACUGUUUUAAGGCAGACAAAUACUUCCGGGCACUUCCUUUUCCUUCCUUCCCCACUUCAAUUUCUAGAUGGAAAACGGGUAAUUUGGCUGAGCAAUAUCUGCAUUCACAGGUUGGAAAACACCCAUGCAGACUGGUGUUUUGGCUGGGCUUCUGGAAAGUUCUUUCCGGCAGACUCGCGUUGUUCCCCUGGGAUCUCUGCGUAUGGAUCUCUCACAACUCUUAUCUUGCUCCUUACCUGGAUAAAUAGUUUGGAGUUUUCCUUGGGUCUAUCGUGAACCUUUUUCUCUCACCACAAAUCAGCCAACUGUGCUCCUUUAUGGACAAUUAAUUCAUCCUUCCUUACAUGCUCGCAGGACCCAAUUUCAGCUGAUUUCUUCGUCUGUUUUAUGUCUUCCAAAUGAUUUCAAAGAAGACUGGGAAGGGAGAUAUAUUUUCCCAUUCCUAUCAUAUUCUCCUCCUCCAUUCUGGAGAUAGAAAAAAACCAACUCACAAUGAGUUGGUGAUUAUUGUCCACACGUACCUCAUGCAUUUCAGACUAGAUGUUUUUGGAGCUAAAUCUAGCCUCUUCAAAUUAGUAGGCUGGGUCGGUUAGCUCCCUUGUGGAAUUUGCACGUUUCUAUCCACCACCACCCCUCUUCUCCGUCCAUGGCCCAGUGAAACACCUCAUACAAAACAGCUUGUUGGUUUUGAAGAGAUGCUAUUAUAGUUAAGCAGUAGCUGCUGUGUAGUAGGACAAUUAGCAUUUUAGCUGCCUUUCGUGACUGGUUCUUCCUGUAUGUCUUAAUGCCUGGAGCGCCAAUAACCAAAAUGUCUUUUGCAGCCCUCCUUUUCUUCCAAAAAAAAAAAAAAGAUUGUAAACAUUCUCAAGAUCUCAUCCAGUUUGGUUCUGUCAUAAUGCAGAACCGCCAUCCGUCACCCGAACUAUGCGCCUUAUUCUCUUGAGCUAUGCACGUGUGUGUGUGCGUGUGUAUUUAUAUAUAUAUAUAGAUAUAUAUAUACCUCCUGUUGUUGAUGUUAUCUGGCUGAGAACCAGGUGUUCAUGGAGUUUAAGUGGAAGAACGGGGGCCGGGGAUCCAGCGUGGCUGAACCUGCUUGACUCAAAAAUGGACCUUCUAGAGUUGCAGAAAUGGCCAAACCCUGAAUGUUCAGUUCUUUGACUUGAAAUUCAAGCAAUGGGACCAACCCCAGGGUUGUUGAUUUUCUAGAGCAGGGGUCUUCAAAUUUGGUAGCUAUGCUGGCUGGAGAAUUCUGGGAGUUGAAGUCCACAAGUCUUAAAGCUGUCAAGUUUGGGGACCCCUGCUCUAGACCAAACCAAGGCACCUCUUCUUCCUUCUGUUAGAAUAUUCCAAAAUUGCAAACAUCAAAAAAGGGGCAUCACUACUUAACAAUGAAGUUUCUUUUCUUCGUACGCAGUAUUAUUAACCAGAAGGUCCUGUUCCCUGUAGCAUGGAAACUAAGCUUGUGGUAUUGGUCGUCAGUUCUGGACUGUUCCUGGUUCCAGAAUCCUCAUCCUGAACGCUUCAGUCUUCUGAAAGAGUCCUCCGUCUUCCCCAGGACGCUCUUGAGAUUGCUAGAUUGUCAAAACUUUUGCUCCAUGUUAGCCCAGACUGCUUCCAGUCUGGAUCCUUCCUUUCUCCUCAGCUUAGUUUUGCCUACAUGAAAGAGCUAGAUGGAAAGGGAGCCUCAUCCCUUCUUGUGUGUUUUUGAAAAUCUUCCCCCCCCCCCCCACAAUUCAUCAUUUGGUUUCUCUUCCCCCCCCCCCACCCAAGGUGGGCAGAAGUUGAUACGUAGAAAGUGCAAGUAGAUGACAAUAAUGGUUUGUCCUGGCCGUCCCCAGUGUAGUUGGGGAGAGGGUCUCUGAUCCCUCCUUGCAACAGCCCUGGGAAGCCUCUUUGGCCCAGUAGCCACAUUUGAUGACAAGUUGCCUCUACCAAUGAGAGAGCCCAAACGCUUCCCUCCCUCCCCUCCCCCCCCCAUAAGGGCAUCCUUGGCCUUUACAAAUAUCUGCUUUUUUUUUUCUCCCUGGGAAUUGAAUAUUAGUCUUAGGCACACAUUUCCCCACCCCUUUCCUCCCACACUGAGCUCAAGCCUUCCUUUGUUCAGGUCAGAUCAAAGGCAGUGACGCAUUGCAGAAAGUUUGCCCGGCACCGAGGUCUCCCUCCGCGCCUCUCCUUCUGCUGGUCACUCUCUCUGAAACCGUCCUUCAGUGAGGCUGGCAGCUAGCUGGCAUGGACAGUCCAGAAUUUGCAGUCCGUUGGAACCAUCGGUCAAAUAUAUAAGCAUGUCUCCGGUUUCUGUUUCUCGGUUACUGCAAACGUAUCAUGUCUGAUGUUCACGAACCAAGUGUUUGAGAAUCCGUGCGGGUGUGUGAUUGUUAUACUUUGACUAAAAAAAACAAAAAACAACCAAUACAAUGGACUGUGAUUAAA